Suillus paluster is the source of this 1272-nucleotide messenger RNA. RefSeq lists its product as uncharacterized. Lineage: Eukaryota; Fungi; Basidiomycota; Agaricomycetes; Boletales; Suillaceae. The coding region runs from base 1 to 1272 and encodes 423 amino acids. The record is from RefSeq and is a predicted model, not a curated record. The transcript has 12 exons.
AUGGGCAAGCGUCGGAUGGGAGAAGGAUACCCGCAGAUGGGUUUAGGAUGGGUCAGAUGGAUGUGGAAUAUCAUCUGGUUUUGUCACGAACAAGCAUCUCUUCGGCUCGCAUACACCAUCAAGGAAGAAGACAUUCCUGCUGCACUUUACAUAAAUUCUGAUCAGACACAGGUGGUUUAUGCACAGGGUUCUAACUUUACCUGGGCGAAGACGGGGGCCAACACCAUGCUGCCCCUGCAGGCCAUCUAUCAAGGAUAUUCCAAGGCAUCACACCCCAGUCCGUCGGCCCAAGAUUACGAGAACUGCAUCAAAGCAGGGUUCCUUCUCGAACAUUCCAACACGAAAAUCAUUACCUGGUUAUGGGAUGCGUUCAUGACUGUCAAUAAGCCUGACAUAGUAAAGAAGAGCCUGACGAGUUAUGCUGUGCGAGAGAAGUUGAGGAACCUCAAAGUUGAUGAUCCACAGUUUUGGGAAGAACUCACAAGUCACACACCCCAAGAGAUGAAGGACAGCACCACAAGCAAAAAUGAGAACAAAAGCAAAACCCAGGGAGUCGAAAAAUUGAAUGGGAGACUGAUAUUGAACACUGAGGCGGAGAGCAUGGAGUUUGCAGUGGAUGUGGAGGACACUGACUGCGAGCCAGAUCAAGUGGCAUUAGGGCGGGGAAAAAGGAAGAAAAAGGCAAACACAUUGUACUCACACAGAUUUUGGCACCACCAUGAUGAUGGAGAGUCCAUUGGGGCAAAUCUUAUCUUUAACCCCAACCACUAUGAUGGUGCAUUGCAAGUGUUCAAGAACAAAUCCGGAGCUGAAAACAUCACAAAAUUAGACUCUCAGAAGACGAAAAUUCAAUGGUUGCACACCAAAUGGGGUACAAUCAGAGGACUCUGUGAAGCUGUAGUAGUCAGAGACAUGUCAGUCAGCCAGCCAGUGGCGGCUUGCAUCGUAUCCCUUGCUGACUCGCUUCUUCUUGUAGGCACCACUAUGGUGGUUUAUCCAGUCUACCUUGAUGACAUCAUCUUUCACACCAUCUCAACAUACAAGGACAUAGCUGGGUUAGGGCUGACACCAUCGACAGCUCAAAAGGUCUUCCAUACACAUGUUCAUCCAGAUGCUGACAAGGAUUUCCGAGCUAUAGCAGCUUCCAGUGAAUAUCUAAAAGCGCACUGGUCACCAAAAGUCCAAAACCUAGAUAAGAUAGCCUCAGCCACAUCACAGCCAUCAUGGCCACCCAGCCCAGAUCAGACCCAGCAGUUGUCCUUGUCAUGGUGA